Messenger RNA from Carassius auratus (goldfish), 2647 nucleotides. RefSeq names its product vasopressin V2 receptor-like. The record is from RefSeq and is a predicted model, not a curated record. The transcript has 2 exons. Gene Ontology annotation, molecular function: vasopressin receptor activity; peptide binding. Gene Ontology annotation, cellular component: plasma membrane. Gene Ontology annotation, biological process: positive regulation of vasoconstriction; G protein-coupled receptor signaling pathway; regulation of systemic arterial blood pressure by vasopressin. NCBI's taxonomy places the organism in Eukaryota, Metazoa, Chordata, Actinopteri, Cypriniformes, Cyprinidae. Bases 694 to 1620 code for a protein of 308 amino acids.
AAUGGGUACUCAUGUCCAAACGGCUGAUAAAAACAUAACAAUAAUCCACAAGCAAUCCACACCACUCCAGUCCCUCACUUAAUGUCUUCUCAUCUGAUUCGGGAGAAAAAAAAUUACAGAUCAAACAUCUGUUUGGACUCUAGUUCUGACGGCACCCAUUCACUGCAGAGGAUCCAUAAGUGAGCAAUUGGACUUAUUUUGGCCAGAAGUGAGAGUUUAAAAUUAAACGUUAAAAUCUUAUGCAAAUCUGUUCUGAUGAAGAAACAAAUUCAUCUAAAUAUGCAUUAUACAGAAAAAUAGAAAAAGCAGAAAACUAAUUUUAUAUACACUGCAGCACUCUUAUGUCACUUUUCAUGGUUAAUAAUAUCCAAAUCGUAAAUUACCUUUAAAAGCUUAUGGGAAGUACAUCAUAAGGCUACUUUGGUGAUGCCAUGUUGCGAUUAAUCUCAAAAUAUUAAUGAGCUCAACCGCAGAUAAUUUGUCAAGUGUUUUUUCACAGCGUAAUUGAAUGUAUGACUGAAUGCCUGACGUGCGUGAACACAGGUACCGAUGGUCACGUUAGAGUCUUCAGCACCAAUUUGCGCCAUAGCGCAGCGUGCAGUGUGCGUCAGCGCUCAAGUGCAGCAGUCAAACACAUUCUCACAUAACACACUAAGCAGACACAUAACUUUCUAAGGUAGGAUUUGAUUUACAAUGGCUGAUAACCUUAAUUGCAGCAGCGGUAACUGCUCCAGUGCGCAGGAAGCGUUUGAUUUAUCCGAGGGACACUUUACACUCGUGAAAGCUGCGGUUCUUGGGUGUAUUUUCGUGCUGGCAACAUUUAGCAAUUUAUUCCUCCUCCAUGCCCUUUGGAAAAGACGGAAAAGACGGACUCGAACUCAGCUGUUUCUCCUGCACCUGUGCCUGGCUGACCUGGUGGUCGCUUUCUUCCAAGUGCUGCCGCAGUUAUCCAUGGAGAUUACGCACCGGUUCAAAGGCUCUGAUCUGGUGUGCAGAGCGGUUAAGUAUCUUCAAGUGGUCGGGAUGUUCGCGUCCACGUAUAUGAUCGUGGCCAUGACCAUAGAUCGUUAUCACGCGGUCUGCAAACCCAUGGUGUCGUUCUUUAGAGGGUCUUUCCGCAGGUACGUUGCCAUAAGCGCAGCAUGGCUCAUCUCCCUGGCGUUCAGCUCUCCGCAGAUGUACAUCUUCUCUCUCCAAGAAGUUGAGAAGAAUGUUUUCGACUGCUGGGCGACGUUUAUUGAGCCCUGGGGAGGUAGAGUAUACAUAACGUGGAUCACUCUGUCCGUGUUUGUUCUGCCAGCCGUAAUCUUGAUGUAUUGUCAGAUAAAAAUUUGCGCAGGGAUCUAUUUCAACAUGAAGAGGAAAGCCUUGCAGAGCAGCACAGGUGAUGGGCGCUCCAGCACUAAAGGGAUAUCAAGCGCAAUGCUGAAGACUGUCAAAAUGACUUUUAUUAUCAUCCUGGUGUACACCCUCUGCUGGAGCCCGUUCUUCGUGGUCCAGCUCUGGUCAGCUUGGAGUCCAAGCAGUGCGCCCACGCAAGGUCCAGUGUUUGUCACUAUCAUGCUCCUCGCCAGUCUUAACAGCUGCACAAACCCAUGGAUCUACCUGUAUUACAGCUAAAACCUCAAGGACACUGAUCACCCACAGUUCCUGCUGCUGAAGACUGCAUGGUCUUAGCACACACUUAUACAUAAGCUAUUUCUAACAACUGAAGGGAUUUUGGCUAUGGAAAGUUGCUGCCUAAUUUGGCAGGGUCAUUUGUUCUUAUUAAAAUAAGAAAUAUACUAUGUGUGCGGCUAUAAAGGGAACAAAGGAGAACUGUUUCCUUGUAAUUGUUGCAUGUGCAUGUGCUAAACUGUAAAUGUAUGUAACUGUAGAUAUUCAAUGAUUCUGACAGGUGUAUGACUAAUGGCACCUUGCCUUUGUGUGAUAAUGUGCCCUGUGAUUUACAGGUAAUGAACCAGUCUUGUAUCAAGAGAAUAGUGGCUCUUAUUUAAAGAAAAUCAACUUUUAUUAUAAUUAUUUCCCAAUAUAGAAAGAUAUUUAGCACAUUUAGCAUAAAAAGAAUCUGCAGAUGUGACUGUCAUUGCAUGUGUGUGUGUGUGUGCGUACGAAGAGAGAGUCUUUUGUUUAAUUUAUAAAGCACUAUGAAUUGUUUCUCUAACCUCUGUAAAUUGCAAUCCAUUUAAAGUAAUUAAAAAAAGAAACAUUAUUUCCCAUUCCUCAUUUAAAUGAUAAUGCAAAAGAGCCUGUGUAUAAAGCUGUAUAGGAUUAAAAUGAUGUGUGACGGUUUCCAUAGUCACAGUGUUUUCUCGUGCUUUCACACACACUCAUUUCUUUGUACUGCAAAGCCUGUUUUCUGUCAAAGUAACUGUGUAGAGAAUGCCUUCACGCAUUUUGAAAUGUGUUCCUUAAAUAAAGUGGAAUGAAAGGAGAAUGUUCCUUUACUAAAAACCGGGAAUCAUCAGUCAGCAUUUUCAGUGAUCAGAUUCUUAAUUAUAUUUCCCUCCAGUAAUUUCUAUGCUUCUAUUCCCUCUGAUCCCAUAAAUAAUGAAGGAAUACUGAAUAUUUAAUGCAUCUGAAUAUAGUUCCUCACAUAUUUGUAGAUUAAAAACAGUUAAUCUUUUGGAUGAGAACUCAUGUGUUU